This is a messenger RNA of Fundulus heteroclitus (mummichog), 7513 nucleotides long. It is a transcript of the gene tead1a, whose product is annotated as TEA domain family member 1a. The coding region runs from base 493 to 1779 and encodes 428 amino acids. Lineage: Eukaryota; Metazoa; Chordata; Actinopteri; Cyprinodontiformes; Fundulidae. The record is from RefSeq and is a predicted model, not a curated record. The transcript has 12 exons. Gene Ontology annotation, cellular component: transcription regulator complex. Gene Ontology annotation, molecular function: RNA polymerase II cis-regulatory region sequence-specific DNA binding; DNA-binding transcription factor activity, RNA polymerase II-specific. Gene Ontology annotation, biological process: embryonic organ development; hippo signaling; regulation of transcription by RNA polymerase II.
CACUCACUCCGUUUCAUCCAGGGUGACGCCAGUCCCUCUCACCCCGCCCCGUUCAACUCAGUCCGCCGCGUUCAUUUCAUUCCUGCUCCCAUUCCGCGCAUAUUUCGCAUCCUUGGAGAGACGCGGCGCAUUUUACGCACUCAGCGCGCCCCGAUCCGUCACCAGAGCCAAGCCGAGAGCGGAGUCCGGAGUUGGCCGAGGGCUUCCCGGUUCUGCGGCGGCCCCGAUCCGUUGGGGAAAAGUGGGAAUUAAAGGAGGAAAAAGCGGCGUUUGGAUCGAGGUUGAUGCGGGUUCUGCAUCGACUGGCUGACCGUUCUCUCCAUUCCCGGCUGCCCUUCAAAAGUUAUCUGCACUGCGCCAAAUAAGAAACGUUGACCGUAGCUUUUUCUUUUUUUUUUAACUCUUCACCUUUUACGAGCUAAUUUCCACCAUUUAUAUAUAUAUUUUUUAAACCAAAACACCACCGUCAGCUAAGCACCGUUAGCUGCCAGCAUGGAGCGCAGUAGCUGGAGCGGCAGUGAGAGUCCAGGGGAGGACAUGGACAGACUCAGUGAUUCAGGAGGGGACAAGACUAUGGACGGUGACCCCGAGGGGGUCUGGAGCCCGGACAUCGAGCAGAGCUUCCAGGAGGCCCUGGCCAUAUAUCCGCCCUGUGGGAGGAGGAAGAUUAUACUUUCAGAUGAAGGGAAGAUGUACGGCCGAAACGAGCUGAUAGCCAGAUACAUCAAACUCCGAACAGGCAAGACGCGGACAAGAAAGCAGGUAUCCAGUCAUAUCCAGGUCUUGGCCAGAAGAAAAUCCAGGGAGUUUCAGUCCAAACUAAAGGACCAGAAUGCCAAGGAGAAAGCUCUGCAAAGCAUCUCGUCCAUGUCCUCGGCUCAGAUCGUCUCAGCCACCGCCAUACACAGCAAGCUGCUGCCUGGAAUAGUGCGGGCCAGCUUCCCCGGCAACGCACAGCUGUGGCAGGGGAUGAUUCCAGGAGGGCAGUCCAGCUCCACCACGGAAGACAUCAAGCCGUUCUCCCAGCAGGCCUACCCUGUGCAGACAGCAGGGACCACCACAAUCGCAGCCUACGAGCCCGCUGCUGCAGCCCAAACACACAGAGAGCCGGCGUGGCAGGGGCGAUCCAUCGGCACCACCAAACUACGACUGGUGGAGUUUUCAUCCUUCUUAGAGACACAGAGGGAUCAGGAGGCGUACAACAAGCACCUGUUUGUGCACAUCAGCCAGAACAGCCCGAGCUACAGCGACCCGCUGCUGGAGUGUGUGGACAUCAAGCAAAUCUACGACAAGUUCCCCGAGAAAAAGGGCGGCCUCAAGGAGCUUUUCAGCAAGGGCCCACAGAACGCUUUCUACCUAAUCAAGUUCUGGGCGGACCUGAAUUACAGCGUACAGGACGACUCUGCAGCCUUCUAUGGCGUCACCAGCCAGUAUGAGAGCUCGGAGAACAUGACCAUCACCUGCUCCACCAAGGUCUGCUCCUUUGGCAAGCAGGUGGUCGAGAAGGUGGAGACGGAGUAUGCCAGGUUUGAAAAUGGACGAUUCGUCUACAGAAUCAGUCGCUCUCCCAUGUGUGAAUACAUGAUCAACUUCAUCCACAAGCUGAAACAUUUGCCUGAGAAAUACAUGAUGAACAGCGUGCUGGAAAACUUCACUAUUCUGCUGGUGGUGAGCAACAGAGACACUCAGGAGACCUUGCUGUGCAUGGCGUGUGUGUUCGAGGUGUCGAACAACGACCACGGAGCACAGCACCACAUUUAUCGACUCGUCAAGGAAUAACACCCCCCCUUCUCAUUAACGAAUGCACAUCUAUGGCCUUUGCUUGGUGAAUAUUCACGGUGACAUUGGGAGGGAGAGAAAUAGAACCCUUAAAAACUACCAAAAUUUCAGUCCACCAAAAGAAUAAAAAAAUAAAUAAGUAAAAUACCUAAAAAUCAGUUAAGGAUGAAAGUGGCUUCACUUUCACUGGCACAUUAUAGACUAGCCAUCAACAAAAAGCAGUGACAAUGUAGCUGUGAAACCUUGUGAGAAGACUCGACCCGGCUGGUUUUUCCCAAGAUCUCCCCAACAUGAAGAGCAGCCGUCGUCUUUCCCACUAAUUGAGUUUUCUUUGAUCACGAGAAUAUGAGUGGGAUUCAUGUUAUGAGCUUUUGGGAAAAAACGAGAGGACGAAGAAGAAGGAAAAAAAAACAACAACUGUUUUCGCCCUCUGGUGGACAAAAAAAAGCAUUAUCAGCCAAGACAUACCGAAGGUCAGACCCUGUGUAUCAUCAAUAACCUGUUGGAGGAAUGGACAUUUCCGCAUUAUGGUUUAUUAGAAUAUAGAUCUGGAUGUGUACAGAUAGACUCUGCAGGUUGUGCCAGAUGAGCUCUUGCACAAAUCAAGAGGUUUGUCCCAAAGAAAAAGAAUCAAGUUUUUACCUUUUUGUAUGUUUUCCUUAAACACACACACACACACACACACACACAAAAACAAAAAAAAAUUUAACUUUGGGAUCUUGUUUAUGGAUUGUAGCAUAUAGAUUAUAUUUCAAUUCCCCCGAUUACUAUCUGAAAUUUAUAAAAGCAUAACGGGGGAAAGAGAAAAACCGAAAUUCAGGUACCUUUUUGUGCAGCAGGUGACUCUUCGUCCAGCCCUUUAGAUUUUAGUGCAGGUCUUACUGAAUCCAGCGCAGAAAUGGUGGAUUUCUAGUGAAGGCUGAGACAAAUGAUUCUAAACAUGAUCCAAGACACUGAGGCCAUCAUUUGAAACACACUGUAGGGAUUGCUUGGAAAAAGCACUGUGAUCAUUUUUCUUUUUAACAACUACAUCGUUUGUGGUGUCCAGCUGCCUGAUAAGCUAUAAUUUAACGCUCAUUUCAAGACGUGUUCCUCGUUUCAGUAUUUGUACCAGCAAAGUGGAGCCUUAAUGCCCAUACCGCCAAAACCUGAGAUACUUUCUCCGCUCAUCUUACGACGGACCGCCCUGACUCGAAGCCUUAGCACCUCCUUGCGUCAGGAUUAUAGCUCACACCCUUUCCCUUCGAUCAUUUCCGUACUUUAUGAAUCCGAAACCAAAAAGCACUGAUGGCGACGAAGAUGACGGAGUAUACUGUAGCAGGUGUCGUCCGACGGCUCGUCUGUGUUUGUGCUCAGCAGCGUGAAGUGCCUUUGGCUGGAGACGGCAGUAGACAUUUCUCUUCUGAUGGUCCCGUGUUUUAGAGGAAGCUCCGUAGACGUAAAUAAACUGUAGGUUUGGACAUUUGGUUUUCUGGUGUCUUUGUAGCCAGUGAUCUAAAGUCUGAUGUUUAAUGUAUUUUUCUUUUUUUUUUCUUUUAUGACGGUCAGCACUGGAACCUCCUGAAAGAUCUGUUUAAUUUCACAUAUGUGCCCGUGGGAUAUAUCCUUAUUCUUUUGGUAUUUAAUGGCAGUGUUUGCUUGUGUCUGUUUUUUGUGCUUCACAUGUGAGUGCUUCGUGUAAGGCGAGCUUGCACACUGGGUGUAAUAACCAAAUCUGUUUAGGAGAACUAUAGUUAAACAGAAGACCAAUUCGAACGUGAACCUCUGCGCCGUGAUUACCUUUAGGAAAAAAAAAAAAAAAACACCACGGUUUCUCUGUACUUGCAUCAAAAUUCUAAUCUAAACUGAUAUAUUUUAUUCAAAGCCGAAGGGCAACGCUUGCUCCUACUGCCGCUGGAGUGGAAAUGAUACAUAGAGGCUCUCAAACGUGUACACAUUUGUUUAAAUACCGAGUUUGGUGGUAUUAAAAAAAAUAGAUAUCAUUUAAAACAUUUUCCACAUAAUGCAACAUUUGUGGUUCAGCUCCGAAAAUAUGCAAUAACCUCGCUGCAUAAGUUUGCACACCCUUUAACUAAAACAGCAUAGAAACACGUUCUCUUCAUUUUCAGCAUUCAGUCUUCUUUCAUAGGACUCCGUCAGUGUCCCUCUUAUUGGCUUGGAAAUAUCUGCCCUCUCCACCUGGCAAAGUUCAUAUUUAUUUCUCAACUCUGGCCAAUUAUUAGCAAAACUUACGUUUUCGUCUCAUGAAAUCGUUAUUUUUGUUGUUUCGAAUGUAUGGUGGCACUCAGUAUGACGCUGGAAAACAAAACCAACCUUCAUCCAGCAGACCCCCGAAGGUUUUUUUUUUAUGGCAUAAACUGACUGGUUUGGAUAGAGCCCAGUUAAAUCUGAAGCAAUCCCAGAUCAUUAGGCUGCCAACACCAUUUUUUCACGGUGAUAAAUGUGUUCUUUCUUUGAUGCUCAGGUUCAGGUUUGGUUUGAUCAGGCUUGGUUUGGGCCUGGAGGUUUUCUUUGGUCUAAAAAGCUUCUGAGCUGCAGUCCUAAUGCUUGUGACGUUGCUCUUUUGCCUCAUUUGAUUGAAUUACAAAUAAUGUUUCGCUUGGCGAUAGUGCAUAAUUUAUACUGACUGUUUUCCGCUCUUCUCUUGAGUAAUACCUUUGUACAAUAAGAUCAUUUCAAUAAUUUAUAACCGCUCCAAGCAAUGGCUUUGGGAUUUUCUGACAUUUCUAUCCUUUAGCUAAAGUGGCAGCAAAUGUUUGUACUUCAGAUAACUGAAGGCAGGUGUGGCGUAGAGCAGACUGGAUGCUGAAACUGAAUUAUGAUGUGUUCACUGAAGGAUGCAGUGCACACUUUUACAGCCAGUUUAUUUCACUUUUCUCUUUUUAUUUAGAUUUUUAUUUUCAGUUUAACUGUGUGAGUUAAAUUCCACAUUGCAUUUAGAUAAAGUUUAAAGAUGAGUUAUCAUGGUCCUGUUCAUUGAAUCACAAAAGACCUGCAUUUUACCGGGGAUGUGAUUGAUUAUUACAACAAUUUGACCUAAAGCCUGCCCCACUGUAAGGUUGAAGAUGGCAGAUUGCGCAGGGCCUAUGGAAACAUCCGUCCAAAGCGGUGCUCCUGUAGUUAGAGUCGGACGCUGAAAAGAGGGAAAUAAAAUAUCAGGAGAUGGAGAUGGCUCUCAAAGCUCUUACGGUUUAGCAAAAGACGGCAAUAAGUUUAAUUUAAGUGUCCAGGCCGUUACUGUCCUUAUUUAUUACAGCCUAAAAUAUAUUAAAAAAACUGCCAACUUUGUUUUCUUUGUAGGCGUGUAGAACGUGUAGGAGACUUCUUUCAGCUAGCAGACCAGCAUUGUGCAGCAACAAGUGGGGGAGGGGCUGCAACGCUCGUUUUUAUACUCCGAGCGGCUGGAGAAACCUGGUCACUGCUCAUCCUCUGGCAUAAGAACAUCGUGAAGGGACAAUUUAACGAUUUGGUCUACUUUUAUACUGGAAACCAACCCAUACCUAUAGUCCAAGGCAUCUUAGAUUGGCAUUAAGGCUAAACUACAACAGCAACCUUUCCACUUCUCUGAAAAAAGAUACUCAUUACCGGUUUUACUAAAGCAGGCAGGAGAUUUAACUUGGAUUAGAAGAAAUCAAACUGUGUCAUCUGAGAGCUGUUCAAAUGAAAACAUGAAGAUCUCGCAUAAUAAAAGAUAAAUAAAAUAAACCCAAGCAUUCAGUGAAAUCCAAUUAAUGGGAAGAAACCGUUUGGAAAUACACACUCCCUGCAAGGCAGCAAUCAAGGUUGCUCGACUCAAAAGGACCUUUAACACGUUUAAUUAAUUAAUUUAUCGCUUAUUCUAAAGGAACAGGCUCCAACUGUUUUCAGGGGCGUAUUGGCUAGUAGGAAAAUAAAUUCAUCUGAUAAGGAAUGAGCCAUGAAAGCAGUAGGUGUUUAAAUCACCAGCUCUAUCACAAUACGAAGUUAUAUCAAUUUGUUUGGACGACAAUACAAUAUUCGCCGAUAUCACAAUGUCUGUUACGAUACAAUUACGAUUAAAUUCAGUUCACAAGUCUGCGAGCGAUAUGAUGCGAUAUCAUCUGCCCAUCUAACAGUAUUAUUUACAUUGAUAUCAACUAACAGAGCCCAAAAAUGAUUUGAUCAUUAUGUUUCUAAGUACUCACAGGUAUCAGGCAUUUAUAUAAAAAAUGGCGUUCUUCUAAUUUUAAAAUAAUAAUAAUAAUAAUAAUAGAUCAUCGGUUAACUAUCUUCCUAUACCUUGUGAAUUUUAAAAUAAAAGAAGUAUAUAUCGACAUGGAUUGAUAUUUUCAUUUUGCAUCGAUAUAAUUGGAAUCUUAAUCAAGAUGAUUAAUAUUAUAAAUGUGGUUACACCCCCAGAAAGCAGUAAAGGUUCCUGCAGUGCCUGGAUAGCUCCAGCUCAGGCUGCUUCGGGGGUUUGCCAGUGUUGAAAAUUCCUCCCAGACUUGUUGCAAUUGUGCCAAUUUUUGUUUUUAUUUUAACAGCUGGAAGAGUUUUCCGCCAAUCAGACGCUGAACUACCAAAAUCUGAAAAUGACAAUAGAUGCAAUGUGAAAAGAAUGAGGCCCAGAAGAGUUUAAAUAUUUAAAUCUGUAUGGUUAAAAACAAACAGAAAUGGUUAGAAACCUUCGCUGGACUCGCGUGGUCGAUUCCAGCUGCGAUGCUUAGAGCUGUCCAGAAGAUGAGGGGCUGUGACCUUCCGUUUGAAAUCCGUCUCCGCUAACCUUAAGACCUCUGAGGUUUUCGACCCUCGCCGAGGUUUGUCCCACGCUGCAGUAAUGUGUUUGCAGACAGGCUAAAAAAGAGUCUUUCUGUUCCGGUAACAACGCGCGACACGCGGGUGUUAAUCUAGCGGGCGGCCUCGAAGCCGCUGAUGCUGUUUGGACAGCGUCUACCACCUGCUUACCAAAGACGCUCGUUAUGUGGCACAGAGUAGGCCUACAGCAGUCUAGUGAUGUCAUGGGAGUCCGAGAAGGGUAGAAGCUGCUUAUUUCAAACAAAAUCAGUCUGGACUCUUAACAUCUCAGCUGGCAGACUCAGUUAGAACAGCAGAAAAACAGCCUCUCUAAACUGUGACUUAUUACAAGAGGCCUGUUAGCCGUCGCUCUGCUGUUCGCUGUUAAAUCUCCACUCGUCGUAAUGGCACUAAAGGCCAACUCAGUGUGUUUCCCCCCCGUGCCUGAAGGUUUCAGUGGAGUGGAAGUCUCUCAGUCACGGUCGCUUGUGUGCUUAAUGUCGUCUCGUGUGUGUGUGCGUGCGUGUGUGUGUGUGUAUGUGUGUAAGCGGGGCAUUUAUUUCCUCUCCUGAACCACGUUUGGCACAGAGAUCCUGUUUGUAAAUCAGCUCCGAAACGGCCUUGAAACUUUCCGCUCCGGUGCACGCGCAGCGCGUCUGUCCGUUCACCGCGGGUUUCCAGAAGGUGCUUUGUAUGAAAGUGACAAUAACCUUUAUUACAGAUGUUGUGUAUAUCUUUGAUAUUCUGAUGUUUAUCCUAUUUUGUGAAGAAGAGAGAACAUUUAGAAGAAGAAGAAGAAGAAAAAAAAGCCGCAGAUACUAGUAAUAUGUGUGUGUAUUGGUAUUGCACAGGGUCUGAUCUUUGCUUUGUAACUUUUAUCCCCCUCAUAUGGCUAAAAGUAUGUUAGAUAUUUUCUAGCUUUGUAGAGACUUUGUACGCAUAUGCUAUUCAGUUUAAAUAAAUUGUCAGUUCUAAACUGUGA